GUCCAGAGGCGUUAUACAUGACAUGGCGUUAAAACAGACACCGCAACGUAAUUCAUCAUUCAAAAUCCUUUAAUUUGAUGGGUCACACAUUGAUUUCUGAUUAUCCGUUCCGAAGAUACAUGGUACAUUGCCAUAACGGCCUAAGGGAUAACUUGGUUGAGCUGUAAAUGCUUAUUUAUUGUUAUUGACGUUAAAACAAAGCCAUUAGCAUAGAAAAAUCUCGUAUCGCAGUUUGAUCUCUAGCAAAUCCUAAUUCGCUCAAUUUUGCACCAAGUGCUCCGUGCAAUAUAUCAUUAGAAAGGUCUUUUCAUACAUAUUAAGAAAAUCACUGACCAAGUGUGUUACGGUCAUUAUUUAUGGCUGAAAACGACAAAAAACUACAAAUUCUCAAUGUACUAUAUUGACACAAAAUGUACUUAUAUGGUACAAAAAAAGGCCUUAUACAGAACAUUGUGUUAAAACAGACAUCACAACGUAAUUCGUCAUUCAAAAUCCUUUAAUUUGAUGGGUCAUACAUUGAUUUCUGAUUAUCCGUUCCAAAGAUACAAAUAUUUGUACAAAAUUAUGAAAAAUCGAAUAAUUUGAAAUAUUUACAAAAAUAUUUUAAGUUGUUUGUUAACAUGCCGGGUGUGUAUGGUUGAUAAGAAAAGAGUGCAGACGUUAUUUUUGUUAAUAUUAACCUCCAAAGAUAUGACAAGCCACAAUGCUAAAAGUCCGGAUGUAGUCGGAUGAUAACAUGUAACCGCAGUUGUUAUUUGUGUAAAUGUUAUCACAUAUUUUUAAAACUAUAAGGUCUUGUUUUUGCAAAACACAUUCAAUUUCAUUUGAUCACGUUCAUGCUGUGUGAAUUUCGCCUAUAAAUACUGAAAUAAACGAGCAUAUACCACAGUCGACAUCUGACAGUUUCUACAGUAUAGUUACAGUGUUCAGUGGAAAAUAUUCAAUUAAGAUAUUCCUAGCGUUCAGACGUGUGCUCUGGUGAGUUUUAUAUCGUUCAGAAGUGUGCUCUGUUGAGUGGCAAACUUUGAAUAUUUUUUGAUUUUGUCGAAAACAAUUUUUUUUUUUUUUUUUUUUUUUUUUUUUUUGAAAUUUUUAAAACAUAUUUAGUGUUUGGGUUCUAAUUUUUUUGAAUUCUAAGUUUUGAAUAUUUAUUAUUAUGUUAUUACUUAGUGUUGUUUGAUUUGGUCAGUUUUUUUUUUUUUUUUAAUAACGAAAACAUGAACAAAUUCUUAGUCACUAAAGAUACAUUUAAGAAAAUUCGUAUUUCUCAUCCUUUAAUAACGAAAACAUGAACAAAUUCUUAGUCACUAAAGAUACAUUUAAGAAAAUUCGUAAAUUUGGCCUCCAGGGACGAACUCUGGAAUUUAAAAUCAGGGAUGUGCCGCAGAGUGAGGAACCUGUGGGAUGGGUAAAAAAGGCCAUCGAGGGGAUUGUACUUAAGGGAACAGAAGGUUUGGAACCAACCGAUCAGGUCGGUUUCACUUUUUGCUCGAAAGACUUUGCCAGAGGUCAGGGUUGGAUGAGGUUCAAACCUGCCUCUGAAGUGACCGUUGAUGAUAUAUGGAAUAAGAUUAGUUCCAUAUAUCAGAGUAAUAGCACCGGCCUCAAUACCGAGACAUUUUGUUUGGGUAUUACGACGGUAAAACUGCCCGCGGGAAAAGGUGGUCCGAGAGGAAGAGCUUAUAACUCCUUUAACGAGGAGUGUUUGAAAAGGCGAGGAACUGUUGUUAUUAAAAACAAGGAUAAUCUUUGUUUACCUCGUGCUCUUGUGGUUGCAAAAGCUCACGUAGAUAAGGACCAAGAAUGGAAGAAGGUACGUCAAGAUGUUGGAAAAAUACAAGGACAAAGAGCCCAUCAACUGAUUGAAGCCGCUAAUGUAACAAUUCCUGUCGGAGGGGCCGGAAUACCCGAACUACAACAGUUUCAGGGACACCUCACAGAUUACAAAAUUGUGGUGUAUAGUUAUGGUAGCAAGGGUCGUGACGUUAUGUUCUGUGGUAACACUAAUGGUCCAGCGUUAAAUCUUUUGUAUCAUGAAGGACACUUUAACGUGAUCACUUCUUUGACAGCUGCUUUUUGCUGUCGAUAUUAUUGUGAGGAGUGCCACCAGCCGUUUAACAACAAAAACGACCACAGAUGUGGUGGUACAUGUUUUGCUUGUCGUCGUUCACCAGCUUGUUCCAAAGAUUGCGUGAAAAUACCCUGCGAUCAAUGUGGUCGAAACUUCUACGGUAAGGCAUGUUUCAAUGCUCAUGUUGGUUCGGUAUGCGAUAAAAUCAAAAGGUGUAAGACCUGUUACAAGAUCUACACCAAAAGUCAUGUCUGUGGUGAGGUCUUCUGUAAAACUUGUAAGAAAAAUUGUCCGUCAGAUCAUCUUUGUUACAUACAGCCCGAUUCUGGUCUUCCUCCAUCAAGCGAUUUUCUAUUUAUAUUUUAUGAUUUGGAAACUAGUCAGGAAAAGAUAUUGGCUGAUGGUUCGCUUCUUCAAGAACCAAAUCUCUGUGUAUUUAAUCAACGUUGUUACAAAUGUCUCCCUGAGAUGAAAUUAGUUUUCUGUCAAUCUUGUGGAUUUCGCCAAAAGAUUUUGAGGGGUCUUGACGUAAUAAGUCUUUUUAUGAAUCAUAUUUUGCAAAUUAGAAAAAAAUUCAAGAAUGUUGUCGUGUUAGCUCACAAUGGAGGAGGCUUCGACCAUCAAUUUAUUUUAAAUUAUAUUUUAACAAAGACUGAUUUAACCCCUGAUCUCAUUAUGCGUGGUACGAAACUAGUGUCAAUGGCUGUUGGUAACGUUCGUUUUCUCGAUAGUCUUAAUUACUUUCCAAUGGCGUUGUCUGCUCUACCUAAAGCUUUUGGGUUGACAGAGUUGAAAAAGGGAUAUUUUCCACAUUUGUUUAACAGAGAGGAAAAUCAAUUCCAAAAGGUGGCUAUCGAUUCAAAGAUAAUCAGUCGAAAAUAGCUUUGCAGUGGUUAUUGUGGGAAGAGAAGCAACGCUGUAUUAAAAUUCAGCAUGCCGCCAGGGGACCUGAAGCUCUUAUUGGAAAUUGUAGAGUGGACGGUCUUUACGAAAAGACCGUCUUUGAAUUUCAAGGUUGUUAUUAUCACGGUUGUCCUACUUGUUACCCUACAGAUAGAACUGCACCCCUUCAUGACGAUCCUUCAGAUUGUAUGGAAAAUCGUCAUGAUAAAACAAUUGCUAAAGUUAAGCAUCUCAGAUCAAUAG
Messenger RNA from Diabrotica virgifera virgifera (western corn rootworm), 3217 nucleotides. RefSeq lists its product as uncharacterized. Gene Ontology annotation, biological process: DNA replication. The record is from RefSeq and is a predicted model, not a curated record. Bases 1289 to 2953 code for a protein of 554 amino acids. NCBI's taxonomy places the organism in Eukaryota, Metazoa, Arthropoda, Insecta, Coleoptera, Chrysomelidae. Gene Ontology annotation, molecular function: nucleotide binding; DNA-directed DNA polymerase activity; DNA binding. The transcript has 2 exons.